GAGGUACAAUAUGCGAAAACAAUGGUCACGUGAAGAAAUUAUGGAACUAAUACAACUUUACGAAGCAAACGAAUGCUUGUGGAACACAAAAUGUUCCGGUUAUAGAGAUAGGACAAAGAAACAUAAGGUUUUGGAAGAAAUAGGACUGAAGUUUUCGUGUUCGCAAGAAGAAGUUCAGAGGAAACUUCACAAUUUAAGAAAUCAGGUAUCACAAGAGCUGAAGAAAAUUAAGCAGAGAAGAAGCCGAAGUGGGGCAGGUGACAAUUGCAAAAGCAAGUGGCCUUAUUUCGAUGCGCUGAAGUUUGUAAUUCCAGGUUUGGCUGCCUGUGUUUCCAAACAAAGCAAUUUGGCGGAAACAAGUUCACAGCCUGUAAUAUUAUGGAAAGUCGAAAGCACUGGCACUUCGGAACAGACUACCGAGGACGUAACAGAGAGACAGGGCAUUGUUGAAGACCCGACCCGCGAGAAAAGUUCAAGGAAAAGGAAACAUGAAGAAAGCGACGACCUGGUGGCAAGAGCUGCACUCAAGGUGUUAGCGAAAGGGGUACCUGACGAAUAUGAGAUUUUUGGAGAGUAUGUAGCCUCUGAAUUACGCUCACUGCGCUCAGAUAGUGUCAGAAGAAAGCUGAAAAAUGAAAUUAGGAAAGCUAUAAUCCGUGCAGCUGACGCCGAUGAAGAGUCCUACACGAGCGCUAGCACUUCCUGAGUCCGAAUAUGUGUCCAUCACCACCGCAGAACACCAAACUAUGUAUCCUCAUCUCGUGCAUUAAAUUCUAAGACACAAAAUUAAGUCUGUGACCAUAGUAUCUUAGGCCACAGAAUGUUUUAAAAUAGAACAGUUCCCGCAACGAUCAGGUAUUAAGGUCGUAUUGUAGUAAUCUUCAGAUUCGCUGCUGGUAAAUAAAUAAAGAUGUCUUUCUCAUAUAAUGCGUAA
Messenger RNA from Schistocerca americana (American grasshopper), 934 nucleotides. RefSeq lists its product as uncharacterized. The record is from RefSeq and is a predicted model, not a curated record. The transcript has 3 exons. Lineage: Eukaryota; Metazoa; Arthropoda; Insecta; Orthoptera; Acrididae. Bases 11 to 706 code for a protein of 231 amino acids.